Messenger RNA from Lachancea meyersii CBS 8951, 1419 nucleotides. Lineage: Eukaryota; Fungi; Ascomycota; Saccharomycetes; Saccharomycetales; Saccharomycetaceae. The record is from the annotation of a GenBank genome assembly.
AUGCCAUUGACAGGAGGCCAGCUGGAAGAGCUGAACUUGUUUCAGCGCAAGGUGUACGAGGAUCAGCCUAAGGAUCUUUUGCAAUUUGCCGCAAACUACUUCAACAAGAGACUGGAACAACAGAGGUUUUUCGCACGGAACCAGGAAUCGCUGGCAUUAUCCAAGGGAAUUGUGCUGUUUCCGUCCGCAACAAGAAACGACUCGGUUGUUGCAUCUGCGUCAGCGGGCGCGGGAGCUGGAGUAGCAGAAUCACACUCCAGUGAUCAGAUCUUUAAAGCAUCAUUUGUGGAAGCAGACCCACACACGACAGCCACGGGAGUACCUAAAGAGAAGACAGAGGACCCUGCACACGCAAGCGGUGGCCCUGGCUUUGGUCACGGCAACAACGAUCAAGACUCAGGUUUUGGGUCGGGUAUCUUCAAGAACGAUUUUCGCGUAAAUCAAAGCUCUGAGAAGCACAUAAAGAAACCGGUAGACCCAAUGGCCCCGGCAGAGCAAUCGUCGGGAUCUUCGCCGCAGCCCACGAAAAUUCCCAGAAAGUCUGUGGUAGUACCACGGCCGUUGCCCAUGAACUUCAACGCUCAGAGACGCACGUCUGUCAGUGGAGAAACAAUGCAACCAGACAAUCUAGACGACUGGACGCCCGAAAACUACUCUGAGAAAACGGGGUUGCAGCUGGAACGUCUGGAGAAGGCCAUUGGCCGUAACUUCCUUUUCAACAAGCUCGACACGGAGUCUAAGAGAUUGGUGAUCAACUCUUUGGAAGAAAAGAACGCCAAAGAGGGUGACGAGAUCAUCAAACAAGGCGAUGAGGGUGACUACUUCUACAUUGUGGAAAAGGGCAACGUGGAUUUUUUCGUCGGAUCGCAAAAAGUCAACACUUCGGGGCCCGGGUCCAGUUUCGGUGAACUGGCUCUCAUGUACAACAGUCCCAGAGCUGCGACAGUGGUGGCUACUACAGACUGUGUGCUGUGGGCUCUUGAUAGAUUGACCUUUAGAAGAAUCCUACUGGGCAGUUCUUUCAAAAAGAGAAUACUAUAUGACGAAUUCCUAAAAUCCAUGCCCGUGCUGCAAUUUUUGACCACGUAUGACCGAGCCAAGCUGGCAGACGCCCUGGAUACAGAAAUAUACCAACCGGGACAGAUUAUGAUCCGCGAAGGCGACAGCGGUGACAACUUCUAUUUCAUCGAGUUUGGCGAGGCUGAAGUUUCCAAAGAGGGUCAAGGUAUUAUUGCACAUCUGAAGCAAGGGGACUAUUUCGGAGAAGUAGCGUUGCUGAAUGAUCUUCCCCGUCAAGCCACGGUGAAAGCGAUCAAGAAGACUAAAGUGGCCACGCUGGGAAAGAGCGGAUUCCAAAGGCUUCUGGGACCUGCGGUCGAAGUUCUGAAACUGAACGAUCCGACUCGAGUCGACCAUUGA